UUUUUGGUGUGCUUCUUGACGUGUGGCUCUCGGGCUAUGUACGUGGACUUUGUGAGCAGUUCCUCCAGAUGUAUGACCAUCCCGAGGCACAUGCCUCUGUGCUACGGCAUUGGGUACACCGAGAUGAGGAUUCCCAACUUGUUGGAGCAUGAGACCAUGGCCGAGGUGAUCCAGCAGUCUUCCAGCUGGUUGCCGCUACUGGCGCGGGAAUGUCACCCAGACGCGCGGAUAUUCCUAUGUUCGCUGUUCGCACCUAUUUGCUUGGAAGGAGAUCGACUCAUCAAGCCGUGCCGCAGCCUGUGCGAGGCGGUAAGGAACAGCUGUGCGCCAAUAAUGGCUUGCUAUGGAUACCCCUGGCCAGAGAUUCUGAAAUGUGACCAGUUUCCUAUCGAUCACGGCAUGUGCAUCUCCACAAUCACAAACGGCACGAGCAAUCGGAGAAUGCCCAGAGCCAGCUGCAGGGAUUGUGAACUCGAUGAGGCCAGCAGUGCCAAGGAGAUCCUGGAUACGUUCUGUGCUAAUGAUUUCAUUGCCAAAGUUCGCAUCACGAAAAGAAACACCACCUUGUCCUCGGUUUCAGACUUCGACAUGGAUUCCAAGGUGGACAUUCUAAAGCACGGCCCGCUCCUCAAGGCUGACCUCUUCCCUCGCCUCCAGCAGUGGCUGGACCUGGAUGCCACCUGCGUGCAGAACAUCAUGCGCGGGACCCGCAGCGGCACUUACGUCAUCGGCGGCGACGUGCAGGACGACAAACUGGUAGUGAACAACGCCUACCCCUGGCAGAAGAGGAACAAGAACCUGCAUUUCGCUGUCAAGAAAUGGAAGCAUCACCGGUGCCGAUCGUAGAAUCUGCAAAGGG
Molecule: messenger RNA, 859 nt
Organism: Nanorana parkeri
Lineage: Eukaryota; Metazoa; Chordata; Amphibia; Anura; Dicroglossidae
Product: secreted frizzled-related protein 5-like
Exons: 4
Coding region: 37-846 (269 amino acids)
Biological process (GO): non-canonical Wnt signaling pathway; canonical Wnt signaling pathway; negative regulation of canonical Wnt signaling pathway
Molecular function (GO): Wnt-protein binding
Source: RefSeq, a predicted model, not a curated record